GACAUUUUGAGAGUUGUAAACCCUGCAAUUGUGAAUCUGAUAGUAAUCGUGCAGCUGAGCUCUCAUCUUCUUAGUCUCACUUCUCAAUCUCCACAGCUGCCGGAACGGAUUCGGAUGGCGUCAAUCGCCCAUGGCCUUCAUUCCACCCUUCUUCAUUCUUAGUCUUCUUCGUCGCUUGCCCUCAUCUUGCCCUGUGAGAUUUUCUAUAUCUUUCACUCUCCAUUUAUCUCUCUCCAAAUUAACCCAAUCUCCAUAGUCCGUUUUAUGUGUCUGUCUUUCUCGUGACAGACUUUGAGAUCUUUAAAUCAACGGCCACAUCAUUUUAUUUUUGGUUUGAUUUCUGAACACCUCUCUGUAGUCUGUAGUUCCUUUCUGUUUUCUGCUGGUCUUGGAUUGCCCCGUUAGUUGGUUAUCGAUUCAAUUGCCGGUCCAACCAGUUGAACUAUGAGACCUGUGGCCCACUGACAUUUCUUGUUCAUUAUUUGGUAUGGGUUUUAAAACAUUGGUUCACCCCAACUAGAACCCAAAACUCUGAGUGGUUCACACCGUCCUCCAAAUCUUCUUCCGUUGAACACCAUCGGUUUCUCCUCAUCCUUUGUUGUUCCCUCACUCCAUCACAGUUGCCUACUUGAUAAUUAUUUAGAAUUGCAGCAAUUAAUCUAUGGAUGGUGAGGUGUGGGGAUGUUCUAGAAGAGAGGACAGCAAUGAUGAAGUUGUUUUGCAAGACUCUAGCGACGAAGAAGAACAUCACUUUUUGGCUGGUUCCAUGGCCAAGUUGCAGUUUCGGUCUGUUAAAUCCAAGGCUAGCUGGAACGAUGAAAUGGGAAUGGCAGAAGUUAUUGAAAAGAAAGGCAAACUGUGGGUAACAACUGGAAUAAUUCGUGAGGGCAGGACAUAUUGUUCAACUGAGGAGACUUUGUAUUUGAUGGAAUUAGGAGCGUUACAUAUCUUGGAUAAUUGUGAUAUGUGCAUACCACUAAUAGACAUAUACAGGAAGGUCGCAGGCAGGGAGGAUGGAUGCUGUUGGGAGCUGUUUGAGGUUUACAAGCACCUUAAAUCUCUUGGUUAUAUAGUUGGACGGCAUGGUGUUUCUUGGAGUAUGAAGGAUACUUCAAAAUCUGGCCAUAAACCUGUUGCUCUUGAAGACACUGGAGAAAAGAAUCAAUCAAUAGACAUGGGUUCCAGAGAUGAGAAAUCCUUAAAUAAGUUGUUCAGUGAGAUGCAUAUUAAUGAAUUGAGGCCAGAUUUUGAUGUUUAUCUCCCAAACAACAGGUUUCGAAAGACUUCUCCUGGUGAUCCGACUUUUCUGCUCCACUUGUCCAGGGGCCAUCCGCCAUCGCGAGAAGAAAUUGAAGUCCUUGAGAACCAAUGCGGUGAGAUUCCGCUAAAAAUUUCUGUGGUUGAAGAUGGACGGGUCAGUUUCUUUUCGUUUGACAAGGUGGAGCUUCCUGUUCUACCCUGAAUUUUAUUCUAUUUUGUUUCUUCUGAUUUGUUAUUGUUGGCUUAGCGGAAAAGAGGAGCAUAAUGAAAUACUUAUGAAGCUGGAUAUUGAUGGUUAUGAGCAUUGAGAUAAGCUAUGUUCAGUUAGAAUCCUUUAGUGAAACAGUCGCUCAGUUCUAUUUCGGUAAAAAAAAAAAAAAAACGGACUGACUGUUCCAAAAAAAAAAAAGGAAAAAGAAAAAGAAACAGUCUUCUGUUUCGCAAAGCUAUGAAUGCUCUUUUGGCGGUGUGCAUAUUAAUAUUAUCAUUUUAGUUGAUUCCA
Prosopis cineraria is the source of this 1762-nucleotide messenger RNA. RefSeq lists its product as uncharacterized. Bases 662 to 1462 code for a protein of 266 amino acids. NCBI's taxonomy places the organism in Eukaryota, Viridiplantae, Streptophyta, Magnoliopsida, Fabales, Fabaceae. Gene Ontology annotation, cellular component: tRNA-intron endonuclease complex. The record is from RefSeq and is a predicted model, not a curated record. Gene Ontology annotation, biological process: tRNA-type intron splice site recognition and cleavage. The transcript is spliced from 5 exons.